Nyctereutes procyonoides (raccoon dog) is the source of this 1230-nucleotide messenger RNA. RefSeq names its product calcineurin like EF-hand protein 2 (gene CHP2). The transcript is spliced from 7 exons. Lineage: Eukaryota; Metazoa; Chordata; Mammalia; Carnivora; Canidae. Gene Ontology annotation, molecular function: calcium ion binding. The record is from RefSeq and is a predicted model, not a curated record. The coding region runs from base 19 to 609 and encodes 196 amino acids.
GGCUCAGCCGGCGCAGCCAUGGGCUCCCGCGGCUCCCACGCGGCGCGCAUUCCCGACGCGGACAGCAUCCGGCGGGAGACCGGCUUCUCGCAGGCCAGUCUGCUCCGCCUCUACCACCGGUUUCGGGCGCUGGACAGGAACAAGAAGGGCUACCUGAGCCGCAUGGAUCUGCAGCAGAUCGGGGCGCUGGCCGUGAACCCCCUGGGAGAUCGCAUCAUAGACAGCUUCUUCCCCGACGGGAAUCUGCGAGUGGAUUUCCCAGGCUUUGUCAGAGUCCUGGCUCACUUUCGACCUGUCGAUGAUGACGACUCGAGCAUGCGAGACCCCAAGGAACCUGAACCCCUCAACAGCCGAAUGAACAAACUUCGCUUUGCAUUUCAGCUCUAUGACCUGGAUAGAGAUGGAAAGAUCUCCAGGCACGAGAUGCUACAGGUCCUCCGGCUGAUGGUUGGGGUGCAGGUGACAGAAGAGCAGUUGGAGAGCAUCGCCGACCGCACGGUGCAGGAAGCGGAUGAAGAUGGGGACGGGGCUGUGUCCUUCCUGGAGUUCACCAAGUCAUUAGAGAAGAUGGACAUCGAGCAGAAAAUGAGCAUCCGGAUCCUGAAGUGACCCUCUUUGUGCCGUUGGCUAGCUUACACAGACCAGCUCAGCGUGGAAUUUAUCUUCAGCCCCUACAGAGGCAGGGCCCCCAAAACUGUAUUCAUGUGUCUAUGCUAAACUCUAUUUAGGGCCAAGGAGAGAAAGCUGGAAGGGUGUGUACUAAAUAAAGUCUAGCUUAUUUGAUCUCAGAUUCAUAAAUCAGCCAGCAAUCUUCUGGUUGCAAGCAACUGAAAACCCAAUUUACAGUGACUUAAGUGAAAAGGGGAUUUUUAUGGGCUCAUGUAAUUAAAAAGUUUGAAAGUAUCUUCAGAAUACAGAAAAAGCCUGGAAGUGUCUUCAGGCACAGUUAAAUUCAAAGGACUCAGUUAUUAAUUUCUCAAUCGACUGUGUGUGUGUGUGUGUGUGUAUGUGUGUGUGUGUGUGUUGGGAGGAGGGCUCUUUCCUCAUGGUGGAUGGCCACCAGCAGCUCUCGGUUUAUAUCCUAGUAAUCCAAUGGGAAGGGAUUACCUGGGCAGCCCAGGUGGCUCAGCAGUUUAGCGCCGCCUUCAGCCCGGGGCCUGAUCCUGAAGACCGGGGAUCGAGUCCCACAUCGGGCUCCCUGCAUGGAUCCUGCUUCUCCCUCUGCCUGUG